CCGCAGUUUCCUUCUUCUCCAUGACCUCUGUCCUGCGGAGAGCUCGGGGAAAAGAGGCGCAGAUCCGGAGUUCUCUUUCGCUGUGCUGAGAGAGAGACAAGAUCAGGAGCGAGACAAAUCAGGGAGUGGUGUGCCUGGUGGAUGCCGAGACAACCUCUGCGACUCGGAGAUGGAACUUUCGCGACGAUUCUUCUUUGGAACGCAGAGAAGAGAUUUGCGGCUUCCAUUAGUGAGUUGAAGACCGGAGGCGACGGACAGGGCGUUUCUUCUUUCCUCGCGGAAAGGUGAAAAAGUCUCUGUCGGCUGGCUUCGCGACCUUCGCUGCGACAGGUCGCCGUGUGAUGCCAUGAUCUCCUGAGAACCGUGGCGCUGUCACCAAGUUCUUCUCUGUCUUUUUCUUCUUUGAGUACCGCCCCUCGUUUGUUUCUCGUUUGUUUCGAACGCGCUUUCCUCCUAUCCUAUGCGCUGGACAUCCUUGCGUCUCAUCAUUCUCACGGUCUCCUCGCCUUCAGUCUGCAACGUCAUCCCUCCUCGGCCGUCCGUCUCUCCUUUCGCUCUCUUCUCUCUUCUUCUCUCUUCUCUCUUCUCUCUCUUCUUCUCUCUUCUCUCUUCUCUCUCUUCUUCUCUCUUCUCUCUUCUCUCUUCUCUCUCCUCUCCUCUCUUCUCUCUCUUCUUCUCUCUUCUCUCUUCUCUCUCCUCUCCUCUCUUCUCUCUCUUCUUCUCUCUUCUCUCUCUUCUUCUCUCUUCUCUCUCUUCUUCUCUCUUCUCUCUUCUCUCUCCUCUCCUCUCUUCUCUCUCUUCUUCUCUCUCUUCUUCUCUCUUCUCUCUCUUCUUCUCUCUUCUGUCUCUCCUCUUCUUUCUUCUUCUCUCUUCUGUCUGUCCUCUCGGUUCCCGGGCCUGCGUCUGUCGCUUGCCGAAUGGCACGCCGUCGAGCCCCGGGCGAGGUGGAGGAGAAAGGAGCGGCGAGGAACAGAGACUCUGGAGCAGAGGAGACAGAACGAGGUCUGGCGAGAGAGGGCGCGAGCAACAGGUCGGAGAAGCGCUCUCCUCUUGUGUCCUCUCUUCGCGGCCGAGACUCAGGGGAGAACACAGAGAAAGCAGACGGAGACGAGGCGGAUGAAGCGCAGGCCGACGCAGAUGACUCGCGAGUGGUGUCUUCCUCUGUGUCUGAGGAAGGAAACAACUCGAACGGAAAAAGAGGCGCUGUAGAGACAUCCGAGAGCGCAGACCUCUCCCCUUCUCGCCUCUCUCCUUCCUCUUCUCUCGUCCCUUCGAUUGCCUCGCCUCUCGUCUCCUCUUCUUCCCUCUCUUCCCUGUCUCCUUCGGUCUACGACGCGAGUCCGUUUGCGCCCUUCGCCUGCGACGUCUCUCUCUCCAGGCGUGGAGACAGAAGUUCCUCGGAUCCGUCGUCUGUUCACUCUUCUUCCGGUGGCCUCUCUGCUUCUCGACAUCUGUCUUCUCCGCGUCUCUCCUCUGCGCCGGCUCACGGGUCUCCGAGUCUCUCUUCGCUGCACAAGGACGCUGCCGCAGCCUCGAUGGCGAGGACGCCGUUUCCUCCCUACAAAGUCUUUCCGGCUGAAGAGCGAACUGCAGACGAACGCUGUCUGCUUCCUUCUGAAAAUCCGCGCCUCGAUGUGCCUCUCCUCUCUCCCCCCGCUGGCUCCGAAAUCUCCGUCUCGCAGCCGCGCUCGCCGCAUGCUGCCUGCUUCUACUCUUGGCGCCGCGCGGGGGCGCCUGCGCCGGGCGGCGGCGAGGCUUCGCAUGCAGCGACGCCGAACUCUUUUCAAAUACCGAAGAGCCGCCCUGCUGUGAGCCAAGCGGCGUCGCGCGUCCGGCGCUUGCAGGUGCUCGAAAUCGCUCGCGGGACUUGCAGGCGGCACCUCUUGCAGACUUCGGAGCUUCUCCGACUCGUGCAUUCGCACAAUCGCCGCGGAGUGGUGGAGGACGCCGCAGUUGGCGCGUUGAAGUUGCGAGAUCUGCGACAAGUGAUCGGAAGAUGCGCGGCGCAGCGGCCGAGCGUCGAGCUGCGACGGAACUGCGUACUCGUAAACCUGCCGUACGUGAAGUGCAUUCUUUUAUGUUCUCGGAUUCUCCUUCUUUCCUCGGACACCGAGAGCGCACCCAACCAUCCUCCUUCUUCUCUGCACGUUUCGCACGGUUCCCCGAAAUUCUUCUCGUUUUCGCGGGUCUUCUCGCAAGCGCCUCUCGGCUCGGCGUCUCCCUUCGCUUCUCAUCCCUCGUCUUCUCUUCCCUCUUCCUCUCUCCCCUCUUCUUCGAGUUCGCAUUCGUUUUUUCGGCCUCCUGCUCUGCGCCCGAGGGAGUCCGCAUCGUCCCUCCUCGAGGAGGACGGCGCCUGGAGCGUGCGGGCGCGGCACCGCUGUGGAGCCCAAGGCUCCGCGACCGCGGUCGGAGGCGAGGGGACACCCGCCGUCGCGGAAGAGCCUCUUCUUCUGGCCGAAAGGGAGGAAGGUCGGCGCGAAGAGCAGGCGAAACGGAGAGGCCGGGGCGGCGGUGUGCGCGAGCAACGCCAGGGGAAAACAGCUCGACGCUGUGGAGAAAAUGAAGCUGCGAACGAAGGCGGAGACAAUCGGGAGCGCGAGGAACAGGCGCGAAGCCGCAGCCGCCGCGAGUGGACGGAAGACUGCCUCGCCUGGACGCCUAAACUCGAAGACGAGACGGUGUCGAGUGCAGAGAGCCCCGCUGAGGAGUGCGGCUUCUUUUGGGGAGAGGAGAAAGACGAAAACGAGCACAAGCUCCUCACCAAGCUGGUUCGUCUCUCGGCCGCAAGUGGAGACGCGGGCGACGGACCCUUCGAAUUUGUGGCUCUCGAGGCGAUUCUCGUCCACGUGUGUGACGCCCUCAAGAGCGAGUUGGAGCCCAUUUCCCUCGCGUCGACAAAUCUCCUGCGGUUUAUUCACGAACAGCCAAGCAGCACGCGCAAGCUACGGAAGGUUGGGGAUUUGCGUCGGCGGCUGGGUUGCGUCCGCGACAAGGCUCGAGGGAUCGACCAAGCUCUGCGCGAGUUGCUAGACUCCGAAGACGACUUGCGGCGUCUGCAAGUGAGUCGUUUCUGGGAGCACGAGAAGGAGUGGGAGAGGCCCUCGCGCAACGCGCAUGCAGAGGAAGUGGAAAUUCUCCUCGAAUGCUACCAACAGGAAAUCGACGCGCUGUUGCAGUCAAUCCUUCGCCGGGAUGAGGCGCUGGACGACGCCCUGCAGCUCAUGGAGUUGCAUCUGGCGUCGAUUCGAAACGCCUUUCUGAAGAGCGAACUCGCGCUGGACAUCAUCGGAGUCCUCUUUUCCGGCAUUGCAGCUUUUGCAGGACUUUUUGGCAUGAACAUCCGCAGUGGAUGGGAAGAAGAGGAGAACGCCUUCUGGGCGAUUUCGCUCGUCGUCGCUGUCCUCAGUCUCGCCACAGUCGUGCUCGUCUACAUAUGGUUCAAGAGGCAAAAGCUCUGACCCUCACGCGGACUCCAAAGACCAGCCUCGGUGACUAUGUCCAUCGAUAUGUACAUACACAUAUAUAUACAUAUAUAUAUAUAUAUAUAUAUAUACAUAUAUACAUAUAAACAUUUAUAUAUAAACAUUUAUAUAUACAUAUACAUAUAUGCAUAUAUAUAUAUAUGUGUGUGUGUGUGUAUCAGUGUGAAUUUCCAAGAUUUAAGCCGUGUUAUUCGGUCAUGAGAAGAAAGGACAUUUGUUCGAAGUUAGGGGAAGUGGGUGGGGAGGAAACUGUGUUGAAUAACAGUUGUGGAGUUCCGCGAUUCCAGCGCUUUUUUUGAUCUCCAACGCGUGCGGAUCCGGGGCGAAUGGGUCCGGGAGUCUUCCCUGUUGUCCGUUGGCAUCUUGGCCUCUGUCGAUCUCGCUCCGAAGUCUGCGUUUCCGCCGUUGCUUUCUUUUCCCCUUGUCUUUUUUUUCUUCUCCAGACCUCGUUUGCUGAACGCGGUUGUUUCUUCGGUUUGAGCGGCUCUUUUUAGCCGUUCUGUCGUUCCUCCAUCUCGUUUCUGC
Toxoplasma gondii ME49 is the source of this 4007-nucleotide messenger RNA. RefSeq names its product CorA family Mg2+ transporter protein. Gene Ontology annotation, molecular function: magnesium ion transmembrane transporter activity. Bases 918 to 3458 code for a protein of 846 amino acids. The record is from RefSeq and is a predicted model, not a curated record. The transcript has 8 exons. NCBI's taxonomy places the organism in Eukaryota, Apicomplexa, Conoidasida, Eucoccidiorida, Sarcocystidae. Gene Ontology annotation, biological process: magnesium ion transport.